Molecule: messenger RNA, 783 nt
Organism: Arabis nemorensis
Lineage: Eukaryota; Viridiplantae; Streptophyta; Magnoliopsida; Brassicales; Brassicaceae
Source: the annotation of a GenBank genome assembly
AUGGCAUAUGAAGAGGCUCGCAAGCUCCGUCUUGAGGAGAAUCACAAGAGAUUUCAGGAUUUAGGAAUCGCCCAGAUUUCAAAGGCACUGACACAGAUCUCCACAAAAACGCCUAAGCAGCGUAUUACCAGACCCAGCUUUAAAACCAUCUCUGUUACUGAACCAAGACGCUCUUCCCGUGCUCGCACCAACAUUCCUUCCUAUCGCGAUGAUCUGGAUGUUGACAUUGGUCGUACAAGGAAAUCGCGGCAUAACUCGUCAUGGGCUAGCUACAUUGCUCGACCUCUACAUGAGUGCAAAUGUGCCUCUUACGAAGAAAGAGUUGGAGCACUUAAGGCUGCAGAGGAAUUCCAAAGCCGCCUCGAAUCUCAAAAUCCUUCCUUUGUGAAAUCUAUGGUUCGCUCUCACGUUUACAGUUGCUUUUGGCUGGGUCUUCCUUCAACAUUCUGUGUGGCACAUCUCCCUGAGAAAACUAUGGAUAUAGUGCUAGAGGAUGAAAAUGGCAAAGAGUAUGAAGCAGUCUACAUUGGGAAAAGAAGUGGGAUUAGCGGUGGUUGGAGAGGUUUUGCGCUCGAUCAUAAAUUAGACGAUGGUGAUGCUCUAAUCUUCCAUUUGGUUGAACCAAAUAGAUUCAAGGUCUACGUGUUUAGAGGAGAUGAGAAAGCAAAUGUUACAACCGCGGGAAAGAGACAAAGGGAAGAAGAUAAUGAUGUUGGAGAAUCAGGUGAUAAGGGAAGCACAAAGAGAUCAUCCGCAAGGUUACUAAGGAAGAAGAAAGCAUAA